AACUGUCAAAUUACCAGAAAACGAUAAAAAUAUCGGAACGAAGCAGCUUCAAAAUGCCAUUUUAACAUUUGUGCGUGAUGCAAAUUUGUUCGCUGAUGGUCCAAGACCGAAAUAGAUGCAAGUAUCGCGUUUUGUGAUAUCCCAUUGUCUUGAUCGUUUCGUAAUAUUUUCGGCAUAGCUGGCUAUAUUGUUUACUCACAAACGCAGUCACCUUUGCUUGUAGUAAUAAUAAACGAAGCCACUGGUUUCUUGUAGCUUUGAUUAUGUUCAGAAAAGGUUAAGUUGACUUAAACUGACGACUCGUUUUCUCGUUUGAAGUUUAAUUUCUUGCAACAUGGAGGAACAAGACGGGGCGCAAAAAACCGACCCUGAUCCGCAAGAUGCUUUGGGAGGAGCAGCAGAUUCGGAUAAUACAGAACCAUCCGUUUCAUCAGACGAGAAUCCAGCCCCAAUUGGUAUAGAUGAAAACGUCCACAUGUUGUUGGCACCAGACUCGCCUACUAUCGCGCACGAUUGGCUCCAUCGGAUGACCAAAAGAAACGAAAACGUUUGCUUGUUGGCGGAGGAAUUCUCAAACAACACAGUUAGCACCAGCUCCGACAGUGGUAUUCACUCGCGACCAAGCGAGAAGCGGGAAGAGCAAGCCGACCCCGACGGGGAUCCUGGCAGCCGAACCAGCUGCAGUUCAGCUACAACUCUGCGCGAAAGCAGCGAUUUCGAGUCCGAGGAUGACAACAAGGUGGUGAAAAAGAUUAAACCCAGACAGAACUGGCACCUGUUGCCGGAGUAUAUCCAGCGGCAAAUCGGCUACAGCUCGAAACUGAGCCACCCGGCUUUGUUCCAACAAAGGUGUUACGGCUCCCUGAGAAACGUGCAGCGCCUGGAGCUCAUGUACAAACUGGAAGAGCACCGAGGCUGUGUCAACAGUUUGAACUUCAGUCCGGACGGCAAACUAUUGGCCAGCGGUUCUGACGACUUGCAAUUCGUCAUAUGGGACUGGAGUGUGGGGCAGGGGCUGCUCAAAGUACAAACGCCCCACCGGCGCAACAUCUUUCAGACCAAGUUUUUAGACCUGAAGGGGCCGGGCGUCCAUUUGGCGACGUGCGCGCGCGAUGGGCAAGUCUGUUACUACCAGCUGGGCAUGGAGGGCACUCGGAAAGAGAGCCGAUUGCUCGGCCAGCACCGCAAGCCCUGCCACAAGUUGGCGGUGCUGAAGGAGCAGCCGCAUCUGGUGCUCAGCGCGGGCGAGGACGGCCUAGUGCUGAGUCACGAUCUCAGGUCCGGCGGCCCGCCCACCCAGCUGGUACACGUCAGGGACGACGAUCUCGAUCGAGCUCUAUACAGUAUCCACGCGGAUCCGCUUAGGACCCACCAAUUCUGCGUGGCCGGCCAGGAGUCGACUGUCAGAGUGUAUGAUCAGAGACGGUGCUCCGUGCCGGUGACCGCCCUGAGUCCCUUCAAAAAGAGCGACCCCGACUACUUGGAGAGCCUGCACGUGACCUGCGCCGUGUACAACCACGACGGCAGCGAGAUCCUGGCUUCGUACAACGACAACGACGUCUUUCUCAUGGACGCGGCCGGCGCCCCGGGCUCCUUCAAGCAUCGCUACACGGGCCACCGGAACCGCGACACCAUCAAGGGCGUGGCGUUCUUCGGGCCGCGCUCCGAGUUCGUGAUGAGCGGCUCCGACUGCGGCCACGUCUUCUUCUGGGAGAAGAAUUCCGAAUCGAUCGUCCAGUUCCUGCUGGCCGACGACAACCGCGUCGUGAAUUGCCUCGAGCCGCACCCGGAGCUGCCGUUCCUCGCGACCAGCGGCCUCGACUGGGACGUCAAGGUGUGGGUCCCGUCGUGCGAGGAGGAACCCGCGAUGCCUGACCUCGCCGAGACCGUCAAAUCGAACCGGAAACGGCCCUGGAGCGACGACGCGGACCACCUCGACGAGAGUCAGAUGCUGCGGCUGCUGCUGCGACGUCUGAGGGCGGCCGGCAGGACCACCGCCGACCCUGACGAUUUCAGUUCCGACCCGUCCACCUCGGACUCGGACACGUCCGACGAGGAUAUGGUCGGCUGCGCCGCGUCCUAAUCCUGCCCCCCCGCCCCCUCGCUUUUUUCGUUGUGUAAAUAAUGAUAAGAUGUCGAUUAUUACCUCCGUGUUAAAUAAAAACUGAAG
Molecule: messenger RNA, 2170 nt
Organism: Cylas formicarius (sweet potato weevil)
Lineage: Eukaryota; Metazoa; Arthropoda; Insecta; Coleoptera; Brentidae
Product: DDB1- and CUL4-associated factor 8
Exons: 3
Coding region: 335-2083 (582 amino acids)
Cellular component (GO): Cul4-RING E3 ubiquitin ligase complex; cytoplasm
Molecular function (GO): protein binding
Source: RefSeq, a predicted model, not a curated record